Messenger RNA from Cinara cedri, 9396 nucleotides. Lineage: Eukaryota; Metazoa; Arthropoda; Insecta; Hemiptera; Aphididae. The record is from the annotation of a GenBank genome assembly.
AUGGCGGUGGCGCAGCACGAACUAUUGGCGCUGUUGUUCAUUUCCAAACGUAUGUACAGUAUUGAUGUGUACACGUCGGUUAGUAUAAUGUUAAAUUUGUUUUCGUCGCAGUUUACAUUUCGACCUUUUAAAAAAAUUUUAAAUUUUGCAUUAGUUUAUAUACAGCAGCGCCACGACGGACAACUCAAACAGCUGAUUGUUUUUUGUGAACCCACACUACGCCACUUCAAUCUCUGUAACCGGUGGUGGAGAAAUAUUCCGUCGUUUUUGUUGUAUACAAACACACACACACACAUACACACACGCGCGCACACACACACACGCGCACACACACACACACACACACACGCGCGCACACACACACACACACACACACACACACACAACAAACACACGAACCGAUUCACAAAAACCGUACCGUCUGUUUUUACGCGUUAUUAGGCUAUCAUUCGCAAACGAUUGUCAUCGGCUAGUAUCGACUUAGUUAUUCGGCUUUCUGCUAUUAUUAUAAUUACAAUUACAUAUAACGCUUACAUACGCGAUUUUCACGGUGUUUUUAUUGUUAAUUGCAAUCGUUUAUCGGGUCGAGUAAGUGUCGGUCUUUCGAUUGCGCGCAAUAGGUCUUGUUAGAUGACGUUCGGGUGUCAACACGAACACGUACUUGUUAUCGCAAUUUUAUCGAUAGACGAUUUUUAUUCACCAAUUUUGCCACUAUAGAACUGUAUGAAGAAGACGAAUUGAUGGUAAUCAUUUUUACGUUCCUGGCCAUUAAUAAUUAAUCGCAUAUUUUUUUUUACGAUUUUAAGUAUUGUUAUUUUUUGAUUGCCAAGGUGGAGAAUCCAAGCAUUCGAUUGAAGCCAAAAGUAAAGAUUUGCCAAAUUUGCGAAAAGUAAUUGAUGAGUUGGAAUAUUUAAAAAUUCAGAAACAAUAAGUGGAAAAGUUUGAGGCUUUGUAUUAUAUGCUGGACACAAAAAAGUAAGUAUUCUUUGUUGUUUACUUUUAUGUUGAAUAUUUUGAAAUUCUGAUGUUUUUCCCUUAUCUAAUAAGCAUAGGAAAGCAAGCAAAUAAUUGUAAAACAGAAGCUUAAAAAAUAUGAAUACACUCAACACUAAUUAUUUUGAAAAGUAUUGACUUUAUUUGGAAUUUUCUUUUAGGAAAUUAGUUCCAAUAAACAAAAAAAAAUGUAUUGGUAUAUUAUUCUUAUAAAUAAAAUUUGAAUUCAUAAAAAAAAAUAUCAUUAUAGGUUUCUGGUAUUAAAAAUAGGGGUUUUCAUUUAAAAAUCAAAAGUUGAUUCUUCAUUUAAGGCAGAUCCAGAGAUUAGAAAUAUCAUGUUAAUAAAAAAUUUAAGAUUUAAUUAAUUUCCCAAAAGAAAAUUCAAAAAAAGUGAAUAAUAUUCAAAAUAACAAAUAUUGUGUGUUAAAUGAAUAAGUCUGUCUGUACUUAUAUAGGUAUUAGUUUAUGAUAAAUAUGUUUCCAUAUUUUCAGUUCAAUAAAUCUAUUUAUUACAUAUUAUACACAGUGAACAUUAUACAUUAUCCCAUUAUUAUAUAUAAUAAUUAAACCUUCUGUUUAGUUCAAUAAAUAACACAUUUUUAAAUUGUUUUAUUAAACUGAAACUUUUAUGACAAUAAAAGAGACACAUUGUGUCAAUUAUCAUAAAUAACCAGUCAUUAAUUUGCAUUAAUAAUCAAUAGGUAAGCAGAUAUAAAAAAAUUAAUUUCAAAAGUUAAAAAUUUUUUUUUAUCAUAGUGCAAAAUAGUACUAAGUAUACAAUAUACAGCAUACAUUACUUUCAAAACUUUUCCUUAAUCUAAUUUUAAUCCACCUGAAAAUAUGUUACCCUCUAGGAUCACCCUUUUUAUAUAUUAAUUUAUGGUUGUUGCAUUUUUAACAAUCCAGCGAAAACUAAAUAGGUACCAAUUUAUGAUCAAAUAGAAAAUAUAACCUACAUGGUGUUUAAAUGCUAUGUUUUACUGAAGCAAUACUAACUACUAAAGUUUCCAAUAUAAACAAAAGCUUAUUAUGAGAAAAAUACUUUACCACAUUCCUCAAUGGCACUAAAUAUAUCUUGAGGAAUUUCAAUCUCUAUAAUAAUUAUGUAAACUUUAAAUUAUUAAUUUAGUUAUUAAUUCUAAUAACAUUAUUAUUAUUAUAAUUAUUAUUUUUUUUUUUUUUAGUGAGGGAAGGGAGUCUUAUAUGCGAAAUCAAAUGAUUUUACAGUGUACUUUUAUAUAUUUUCUUAGUGUGAUACAAAUUACAGACAUUUGAAGAUGAUAGGCAAUGAGUCGGGGCGAUUGUCCCAUUCGUCCCUCCCCUGAGGACACUUCUGAUAUAAACCCAUGUCAUAACAAAUUUAUUUUUAAGAACCUAAUAAUAUUAACCUCCAAGGGUUCGAAUUUUUAUGAAACUGCAUAUUUUUUUUCAUUUUUUCAAUACGACAAAUAUUAUUCCAUUAAAAUCCUUAUCCUUAAUUCAAAUUCCUUCGAAUUCAAACAAUUUAACUGUUACUGAUAAAAUUGCAUGAUGUAAGAACUAAUGCUGACCCGGAUAAAAAUUGUAUUCAUUCUGAUAUUACAUUAAACUCAUUUAUGUGUACAAUAUGUAUAAAAGCAUUUAUUUCAUAUAAAUUUACAAUAAAAGCGUUAAAAUGUGAUAAAAUGGUUUAUUAAUAUUUUCAAACCGUAUGAUUUUUUUGGUUCAUAUUUCGUUUUUAAAAAUGUCGAUUAUGUACUGAAAUAUGCAUUUAUAUUCUUAAAAUCCAAAAAUAUGCAUUUUAAAUACAAAGUAAAAACAGUAUUAUUUGAUUCAGUAGAACAUGAAUCAAAUUUGUAUCCAGGUCAGCAUUGAAUUGGAAAAAUAGAAAAAAAAUAUGCAGUUUCAUAAACAUCCAAAUUUUAAUUAUAAUCAUACUUUACAUAAUACUAAACCUUUAUCACGCUUAAACCAAAUCUCAUUUUUUACUAGGAGGAAUUGGAUGCCAAGAAUCGUAAUCAAUUGGAUAAAUAUGAACACAAAAAUAAGUACAUACUAAAUUUGAAAUAUUAUUCAUUCGAUAUUGAAUAUAUGGUGUUUAAUGAAUUGUACUUGUAAUUUUUUUCUUUUUCAGGUGUUCAGAAAUUAAUUUGACAUUAAAUAAAGAUGAUCUUAAACUAGACAGUAUAUCUGAAAUUCCUAAUAAUUUGGCCACAUCAAGUAAUAUUGAAAAUUUGACUCAUUAUAAUUAACUUAAGAGUGUUGAUUAUGAUUUUUAAAGUAAAAAUGAAGUAGUAAUUGAACAUAUUAAAAAUGAUAAAUCAUCAAUUUAUGUGAAUAAACAAGUAUAAAAAAUAUAAAUAUUGAGCCUGUUAAGCCUCCGGCAUUGCCAUCGCCUCUACCAUUAGUAGAUCUAAUGGAUUUUGGAAGAACAAGAUUUGAAUUAGCUUUAUCUAAGGAAACCAAAUAUUGAUAAUUUACUUCAUGAAAAUUUACCAUUAUCGCUGCACCCCCAACUACAACCUAUUGUUAGUUCAGUACUAAAUAAAUCAUCAACUGUUUAUGAUAAAUUAAAUAGUGACAUAAACGGAUUUCAUAAAAUUGGUUAUUCAAACGAUUCUAAACAAAAGUUUGUCACAGUAUUAAAUUCAGGCAUAUUAAUUGAUCUUGAAAGUUCAAAAGUGCUUCGUUCUUCAUUGCUCAUGGAAUCAAUAAGAUCAGUUGUUCCAUCAAAGGAGAAAAGUUCCGAUGGAAAACAAUUUCAACCUCCAUCUUUUCAUCAUUAUGAUCCACAAAUUAUAAAUAAGCCUUUGUUGAAUAAUGAAAAUAAUAGCCUUUGUAGACCAAGAAAAAUGAUCCCAGUUCAAUCCAAUAUUAACAAAAAAACUGAUAUAAAAACUACCAAACCCAGGAAGACUGAAUUAGAAAAACUUUAUGCUGAUAUUAGUGUAAUGUUUUGCUGUGAUGGUGUGUUAAAUAUCCCUAACAUUCGACAUUGUAGACAAAAUAAACAAAUCAAUUAUUGUGAUACUAAAACUGUAGUAUCAUCAAAAAAAAAUAGACAUUUAACUAUUGAACAAAUAGAUGAUCAAACUAAUAAGUUAAUUAGUGAUGAUAAAAUAUCAAAAAUGUAUAAAAGACAAACAAAUAAAUCACAAUUAAAAACUAAAAAAAUAUUGUGUACACACAAAAAGUAUACCAAAAAAACAAAAAAAAUAAUGAAUUUUGUAUUGAGUAAAAAAUCUGAGUUGAACAAUGUGUCUGAUAAUAACAAGGAAGAAACUAUUCAAGUGAAAACUUUAAAAGUUUUAACGCCAGAAGAUUAUAAGGAUAAAUCAUAUUUUCAAACUUUUGAUAAUAAUAUGUUAGAAUGUAAAUUAUGUAGUUAUAAUGAUAAAGGACCAAAAAUUGUGCGCCAUUAUAAAGAAGAACAUUCUGUUGAAGAAAUGUUACCCUCCAGGAUAUCCGUAGACGUAGCUGAAAUAUUGAUAAAUGAAUCUGUGAAAGAAAAUUUUGGAAUUUUAAAUGUUCAAAAUUUAAAGCCAUUAUGGGAUGUGGUAUUUAUUAAUACCAUUUUUAAAUGUGUUUUUUGUCAUUCUAUCUUCUAUGAUAUUACAUGUUAUUAUGAUCAUAUUACUUGUCACACUGGUGAAUAUAGAUAUCAAUGUAAAUUGUGUAAAAUGACUUACCCAAAUGUAUUUGAGUUAGAUAAACAUAUUUCAAAGCAUUCUAAUUAUGAUAAAUCUGAAGGAAUUUCCCACACGUUACAUUCAAUUCCAUUAGGAAUUAAUAAAAUUUUUGGAUAUUUAUGUCCGUUUUGUUAUUACAUACAACUAAAUUACAAAAGAAUAGUGAAUCAUAUGACAGAAUGGCAUUCUAAUGAAGAUAAAAAGUUUAAUAACUAUUGGACUAUCUUACGAGUUAAUAUGUCUAUUGGAGAUGAUGAGUACACAAAUGCUAUAGUAGAUUAUAGCAAGUUGGUUGGAUGUUUACCUCCUGUCUUAAAUGAUAGAGUGAUUUUAAAAGAUGUAAAUCGAAAAAUCCAAACCCCCCAAGAAACUAGUGUGUCAACACAAGUCACACAAAAAAAGAAAUCAAUGAAAGAUGCAGAAUCUCCAGGGAUAACAUUAUAUACCAAAGAAGAAGUACAUUUGCCAAAAUUAAAUAAACAUCAUUCUUCACCUGAAGAUACAAUUCCACGUGAGUAAUUAUUCAUAAUAUAAACCAGAGAUUAUAUUCAUAAAAUUAAAAUAAGCAUUAAUUAAUACAAUUGUUUUACACGUUUUUAAUGAGAAAUUCACUAACAUUGCUGAUGAGUCUAUAAUUGAACAUCGGGAGUACACUAUAAAAUCCAAUUAUAGAAAAUUAUAGAAAAAUAGUCAACGCAAAUAACAUUUUGGGUGAAUAAUUAAGUAUAACUUAGUAUAAUAAUACGGAAUUUCAAUUUUGUCAAACUAUAUUUGUAAACUUCUUAGGGAAUGACUUUUAAACAGUUCAUGAUAUAACAUCGCCCAAAAUAUUGAUACAUUCCCCAUUCUAUGUAUUUCAUCUAUUUCACAUGGAAUUUUCACAAUUUGUGAAAGAUUGUUUAAAGGCAAUUUUAGCUAAUCCUCGAGUUACCUAUGAUACUAUCUCUCAAUGCUUUUCCAUUUUGUAAUAAGUAUCAUUAUAUUGUUUAUACAGUACCUUCCAUUGGAACAUCGAAAAAAAUGUUUGAAAAAAAUAACAGACAAAAUGAAUAUAAGAGACAAAAAUUAUGCAAUAAAGUAAGUAUAAUUUUAUAUCAACAACCAAAAUAAAUAUGUAAUACAAAAUAUAAACAAUUUUUUGUUUGUUUGUAUUAUACUUUUAUUUUAUUGCAAAUUAAUUUUUACACUAUUCCUUAUGCACUAUUAACUUAACAAAAUUAUAUAAUUAUAUUGUAUUAUUCAGAUUACUGAUGCAGGACGGCUAAACAUACACUCCAGUAAUUUGAUGGGUAAAACAACAUACAAACAGAAACACCAAGCUUUAGAAAGUUUCGAGCCACAUUUUAGACCUCCUUGUAGAGAAAUUCCUGUCAAAUCAAAUGAAAAAUCAACAGAAAAGUCUCCGGUAGAAGCUCAUAGAAAUUUUGGAAAUGAUUUUAAAGAGGAAGAUAUUUUAGGAACAACACGUAAAAAUAAAUUUGACCAACUAAUCAAUCUGUCUGCCAGUUCAUUUAAACCUAUGAACUAUGAAAAGGUAAACAUUUUUUUUUUUUUUUUUGUGGCACUAAAUUCUGUAACGAUUUAUGUUUCGUUUAUACAAUGCAACUGUUGAAAUUAUAUUACAGACGAGAGUUGAAGAGUGGAAUAAAAAAAUUGUUGUCAAAUCUCCCAUCAAUAACUUAAGAGAUGAGUUAUUUCCACAGUUUAUUCCACAAAAUAUACGUUUUCAAUGUCCAAAGGAGAAUUGUAAUCAACAAUUUCUUUGGAAUGUAGAUUCACUCAAGACACACAUAUCAAUCAUUCAUAAAGACUACAAAUUUUAUUUGUGAGUAACUUAUAACUACAGUAGAAACUCGAUUGACCUUAACUCUCUGUUAUCCCUCAUCGUCAAAAAAACAAACCGUACAACAUUUUUGUCAUCGCGUUAAAAUUCGCUGCAGUAUGAUCACCAUAAAGACAUUCGUGGGUAUAAAAAAAAAAGUUUGUGAUAUCCGACAUGUUUUAAACCCAAAAAUAUAAAAUAUAACAAGUCCGACUAUGUGCUUACUCUCUUACAGUUAGACUUAUACAAAACUAUUUUUCUAGAAUUUAUGACUAUAAAACCGAUAGAUAUCUCAAAGAGAUAUCUAACAGUUAAAUGUUAUUAAAUAAUAUUUCUCAUCCUUUUAAUUAAUCUUGGUGAGGGUAGUAAAUGGAAGUGGAACAAGUUGUUUUUUAUCAUUACUGAUUUUAGUAUUUAGUAGCAUCCGAUAACAACAGUUGACAUGUGAAUUUUUUUCUAUUAUACUUUUGUCAUUUAAUUUGCCGUUCAAAUGAAAUUAUUAAUCUUAAAUAAUACAUUUUGUAUAGCUUAGGUGUAGCUUAUAAGUCUCUGGAAACAAUGUACCAUACCUAAAAUUUAAUGUUUCAUUUUUUCACAGUGUUAAAGGUAAAUGUUUGUAUGAAUCAAUACGAUAGGACAAUUUACGACUUACGAAUGUUGUGACUUGAAAAUAAAGUAACUUUAUUUUUACUGAGUUAACUAUACAAUACGGGAUUUUGUCAGUUUUUAAUAUAAUGUUUUCUAUACAUUUCAAAAACAUUUAGAUAGUGGGUAACAUUGUUCAUUGUUGGGUCAACUUUUUUUUAAUUUCUAUCUUAACUUUUAACUAAUCUAGUUAAUUAUUAUUAGUUGUUUAAUUUAAUCAUAAUCCAAAGGAAAAAUUAUUGAAUUAACUUCACUUGCCGCUUUUGAUUGUUUUCUUUCACUUGCCCACUUUGGUAAAAUAUAAACCUUUAUUCCAGAAUUCUCUGUUAAUUGCCAUAGUUCUUGGCAUAAUGGUGAUGGUAAUACGAGGUUUUACUCUACUGUAUUUUAAAUAGUUUUGAACAAAACGUAUUUUUUUCAUAGAUGUCCACAUUGUUCACCAAAUUCAAUCCACACUAGAGAAGUCAAGUUAGAUAACAUCGAUUUUCAUUUAUUAUGUCACACUGAGAACUUGUAUAAAUGCCAAUAUUGCAAUUAUAUUGACUUUAAUAGAGUUGAAAUGAGAAAACAUAUGAGAAACGUCCAUCUACCACUUACAGUUAGAGAAAAUCAAUCCCAUAUAACUGUAAUCAGACAAUCAAAAAAUGAAGAUUAUUCUAUAAAUAGAAUUAAAACCCAAGGUAUAUUUUUUUUAUUACAACGUUAAUUUAUAAUAUCCUUAAUUAUAUUUAGUAAUUUAUUUUAAAAUUCAAUUGUCUGUAGCUCAAUGGAUCUGUAAUAUAUAAUAUAUAAUAAAUAUCUAAUAUAGAAUAUAAACAAUUUUUAUUUUGUUUGUAUUAUACUUCUGUUUUGGGUUGUAAAUUAAUUUUUAUGCCAUUCCUUAUGCACUAAUAAAUUAACAAAAUUAUGUAUUUAUUUUGUAUUAUUCAGUUUACUGAUGCAGAACGGCUAAACAUACACUCCAAUAAUUUGAUGGGUAAAACAUCAUACAAUCAGUAACACCAAGCUGUAGACAAUUUUCGAUCUUCUUGUAGAGAAAUUCCUAUUGAAUCAAGUGAAAAAUCAGCAGAAAAGUCUCUGGUAGGAGAUCAUAGAAAGAUUGAAAAUUAUUUUAAAGCCGAAGAUAUUGUAGGAACAUUAUCCAAAAGAAUCCAAUUUGAUAUCAUAAAUAUCAUGUUUUUGAGACUACAUAUUUAGAGAAUUUCUGUUUUUACAUUUGUAAGGAAAUUUUUAAAAAAAUGGUAGUAAGUAAUUAUAAUUAUUUAUUUUUUUUUUUUUGAAAUAGAAACAACUUUUAAUUUUUUUAUAGAUGGAAAUGUAUAUAAUGUUUUUAAUUAUUUUAUUCUUUAAAUAUAUUUUGAUGGAAUGUAAAAUUUGCAUGGAAUUUGUACAAAAAAAAAUUAAAAACUGCAACAUUUCAAUGUGUAAAUUAAUAAAAAAAAUUGUAUAAUACUGAUCUUAAGCUUACAUAUUUUUAUUUUGGUCUUUGUGAUUUUAUGGAAUUAAAUUUUAAUAAUUAAUUUAAUGGUAUUCAGUUUAUGUUAAAUAUGAAUGUUGGGAUUUUAAAACCAAGUUUAAUAAGUUUUAUAAUAUAUAGAAUGUUAAUCUUAGCGUAGUGUAUAUUUGGAUUUAAAUUUGAAAGAGCUAGCUCUGGCAUCUGAAUUGUACAUAAUUGUAUUAUAAUGUAUACCUAAGUUAAAUAUCCAGACAUUUCAGAUAUAUAUCCAUUAACCAAAUAACACUGGUUGAGCAUUUUAUGCUAGUGUCAGUCAUUUUGCAUCUGACAUCAAAUUAUAUGAUAAUGAUGAAAGAUUUGAGAACAAUAUUUUUUAUACUAUGAUGUAUGCCAUUGGUGUAUAUGUAUAUCUUAUUUAUUCAUUAUAAUACAUUUUGUAUAUUUGCCCCCUUGCCAUGUAUUAAAUUAAUAUUGUACAAUUUGAUUAAAAAUAUAUUUGUAAUAUGAGGAUUCAAUAAUUGAAUAAAAUCAUUAAUAUAUGUUGUAAUAAUAAAUUUUAUAUGCCCAAAAUUUAAAUUGUUUUACAUGUAUUUAUAUAUAUAGAGGAGGGACUACCUGAAGUGGUAAAAUUUUAAAAAUAGUUUGUUAAUUUCUAAGUUGUUUAUAGUUUUUGUUAAUUCCAUAAACCGAAUCACCACAUUCUAUCACCUGUGUAAUGUUCAGCGGACUCCAUGGCACACCAGAAAACAUUUGAAGUUCUGAAAACAACAGUUGCUGCUUUUCCAAUAGCAACCACCAUAGCACAUGCAUAA